UACCCAGCUAUGAGCUGAGCAAAGGACUUAUCGCAACCGUACAUUGACACCUCUGGGGCUCUGCAAGGUAACAUUGUAGAACUUUUAGUGUCAGAUCAUCGAAACAGGCCCAUAAUGUAUUUUGUUGCUUUCCUCGGCAUCCUGAUCACCGUGUCGGCCGCGCGACUCCCGCCGAUAUCCGGCUCGCCGACCCACCCCGAUGAGGCCGGCCCGACCCACCCCAAUGAGGCCGGUCCUAUGGAUCCUGAACGCUGUUGCGCUCCAGCACAGUAUACCGCACAUUUUAGUGCCAAUAUUGCUGGGGUGUUGGACACGGGCAAGCUAUCCACUAUAUUCACCAAAGGUCGCGUGGCUUACGACUCUAUCAACGAGCUAAUUGGCCACGAGAUCAUAGUAGAGAAUUUAUCCAAUGGCACGGAGAAAGUAAUCAUGGAUUACAAUAAGCUGAAAGGGUAUUAUAUUACCACAAAGAAGGGUGUUGUCAAAUGCCAGAAGUUCCCCUUAGAAGGAAACUUCCCUCAACGCUGCGUUCCAGAUGAUGCUGUAUUUAUCGGUCAAGCUUCUCUAGGUGACAGAGCUCUCGUCGCAGACCAGUGGUAUAUUACCGAGACGGAGGACAGCCAUACAACUCAUCAGCAUUUCUCCGUUAAAACAGACGGAUGUGUGGAUCUAGGCUCACACAUGCGAAUAGUCGAUUCCAACACUGGAAUGGAACUUCAAUCUGAUGUUGUAAAUUGGUACGACUUCAAAUUAGGCAUCGAUGAUCCAGGCCGUUGGUUCAAGCUCCCCGCAGAGUGCGAGGGUGUCAAAGCGACUAAAAUACCGUCUCAACUUCGUCAGAGCCCGGGGUAUGGUAGGAAGCUGAAAAUCUUUUAUUAGAUCCUCCACAUGCACCCAUAUGCUGAUGAUACUUCUCACUGGAGUUUUCCUAGACGAACUGCUUGUCACUAUUUUGUAGUUACUCAAAAUAUUUUUAGCAUAAAAACGAGCAAUAGAGAGCUGUUGAUAGUAUACAAAUAUUGACUGCUU
Messenger RNA from Asterias rubens (European starfish), 1029 nucleotides. RefSeq lists its product as uncharacterized. Gene Ontology annotation, biological process: cell-matrix adhesion. The transcript is spliced from 6 exons. The coding region runs from base 115 to 879 and encodes 254 amino acids. Gene Ontology annotation, cellular component: lysosome; extracellular region. NCBI's taxonomy places the organism in Eukaryota, Metazoa, Echinodermata, Asteroidea, Forcipulatida, Asteriidae. Gene Ontology annotation, molecular function: calcium ion binding. The record is from RefSeq and is a predicted model, not a curated record.